Molecule: messenger RNA, 1590 nt
Organism: Physeter macrocephalus (sperm whale)
Lineage: Eukaryota; Metazoa; Chordata; Mammalia; Artiodactyla; Physeteridae
Product: coiled-coil domain-containing protein 93-like
Exons: 9
Coding region: 493-1353 (286 amino acids)
Biological process (GO): Golgi to plasma membrane transport
Source: RefSeq, a predicted model, not a curated record
CUCCUUUACAUAGCUGCCAUCCUCUGGGACAGACAAAGGGUGCUUCGGGUAAAUGAUGUAGCUAAAAUGACGUCAAUACCAGAGUCGCGUUCUCAGAGAUGACCUUCUCUCAGGAAGAACCUGAAACUGGGGAUGGUGGGGGUGAGUUCCCGGGGAACACGAUGCACUGUCUCGGACACUGGGGAGGCAGCGAACUGGAGAAUCCUUCUUCGGGUACUCGGUUCCCUGGUCCGUAUAUCAAGAAGUUUGCCCAAGUGCGCGUUAAUCAGGGGACACCCCGAUUCUGAGCCACAACCAGCCGGGUCUGAAUCGCCAAGCUCAUCAGUACUCAAGCCUUGACCCGGAAGCAAGCGGGCUUCCAAAGUCCAGCUCGCGGAGAGGACCAAACCCACUUGGGGCAUCUGAUGCCCGUGAAAAGCAGAGACGGGAACCAGGAUGCAAAAUUUCCCCAAGAUAGAGGAAUAAUCCCUUUUAUAAAGCACCUCAAGGAAAAUGCAGAGCCCCGGCGCGAAGCUCCGCAGAACCUGGAACUCGGCAGACGGCCUGGACUGCAGCUCGCGCGCCGGAUCGAGUCCGGCCCUCUCCCGGACCUGCCCUCGCGCAGGCGUAGUCGCGCAGCGCUCCCGCCCCAACGCGCAUGCUCCGCCGGGCCGGGGCGCUCCCGGCCGGCGGCGGCGGCGGGAGGAAGUUACCGCUUUGCACUCCACCCCGGUAGCAGCUUCGGGGCUGGGGACAGCUUCCUCCGGACGCUCCGCGGGCUUCGCUGCCGCCGCACGGCGGUCCGACGAGAUCAUGGGGUUGCCCAAGGGGCCGGAAGGCCAGGGUCUUCCGGAGGUAGAAACAAGAGAAGAUGAAGAACAAAAUGUCAAGUUGACUGAGAUUCUGGAGCUCUUGGUUGCAGCUGGGUAUUUCAGGGCAAGAAUUAAAGGCUUGUCACCUUUUGACAAGGUGGUAGGAGGAAUGACCUGGUGCAUCACCACUUGCAACUUUGAUGUGGAUGUCGAUUUGCUCUUUCAGGAGAACUCUACAAUAGGUCAGAAAAUAGCUCUAUCAGAAAAAAUUGUGUCCGUCCUGCCAAGAAUGAAAUGUCCACACCAGCUGGAGCCCCACCAGAUCCAGGGGAUGGAUUUUAUUCACAUAUUUCCUGUUGUCCAGUGGCUGGUGAAGCGAGCUAUAGAAACGAGAGAAGAGAUGGGCGACUAUAUCCGGUCCUACUCCACAUCCCAGUUCCAGAAAGCCUACAGUCUCCCUGAGGAUGAUGACUUCAUCAAGAGAAAAGAAAAGGCCAUCAAGACAGUUGUUGACCUCUCGUUCCAUUUUGGAAAUGGGAGAAAUGGAAAACCUUUAACAUAGUUACACUCUGAAGCCAGAUGCUGUUUUCAGGUCACUGCAGAGCACUGAGUAGAGUUCCCUGUGCUAUACAAUGCUGUCUUCUUAGGUUUCUGAGCUGAGCUCUGUUGCCAUUAACUUCCAUCCUUCCCACCCACCACUUCUGCACACGGUUGCUUGCGGCCUUGGAGUGAGGGUCCCACGAGCUUGUCAGAGGCUCCGGGGCUCCAUGUCCCUGUCUUCUUCCUGUGAGUCAGUGUA